Leguminivora glycinivorella is the source of this 1644-nucleotide messenger RNA. It is a transcript of the gene beta3GalTII, whose product is annotated as beta-1,3-galactosyltransferase 6-like. Gene Ontology annotation, cellular component: membrane. Bases 151 to 1308 code for a protein of 385 amino acids. Gene Ontology annotation, molecular function: UDP-galactosyltransferase activity. The record is from RefSeq and is a predicted model, not a curated record. Gene Ontology annotation, biological process: glycosaminoglycan biosynthetic process. The transcript has 3 exons. Lineage: Eukaryota; Metazoa; Arthropoda; Insecta; Lepidoptera; Tortricidae.
AUCAACAGAACAGAACUCGAGAAUACGACACGAUGGAUAUGGAAUGAGAUGCUGAGUUAAAAUUGGGAUAUUUUCCUUUGAAUUGGCCCUAGUCUUGGCAAAGAUAAUAUAUUUUUAGUUGAGCAUCACCGAUAUUCAACGAGUAUUAUAAUGGUGGCAAUAUUUAUCAAAAGGCAUAAGAGUAUGAUACGCGUUAGUAUAUUUUUCUUUUGUAUUGGUUGUGGAAUAGCAUUGUGUUUUUUGAAAAUUGAUUGUGCUAAUGCCGUAAAUACUGAAAACCCAGUGACUGCCAGGUACGGUGUAACUAAUGGUGUUGAGUACGCAGUGCUUGUUUUAACCAGUCCAUUGAACGAGGAACGGCGCAAUGUUAUACGUAGCACCUGGGCAAAGUUUAUAUCCAAUAUAUUUGUCGAGAAUGGAGAAAGACUCUACAAGUGGAACCACAGUUGGACUGAAAAGCAAAUCAAUCAUGAUUUUAUCAAAGUGUACUUUGUAGUAGGUACUAAAGGAUUGAACACUGAAAAGAUAAACAUGUUAAAAACAGAAAAUACCAGAAGUAAUGAUAUGGUUUUGUUGGACAACCUGACUGAUAAAUAUGAAAAUUUGGCUAUGAAAAUGAAACUGUCUUUUGUAUGGAUCCAUGAAAAUUUAAAGAAUGUAAAGUAUGUUAUUAAAUGUGAUGAUGACUCCUUUGUUAGAGUAGACCUAAUAGUUAAGGAUUUAGAAGCUUUUGCACCUCAGAUGAAUUCAUAUACUCUCAAUACAUAUACAUCUACCCAAGUCAAGACAGGUACGGCUCAACAUCAAGGCUUAUAUUGGGGAUAUUUCAAUGGCCAUGCUCGCGUCCAACGGAAAGGGAAAUGGCAAGAACAAGAUUGGUUCUUAUGUGACAACUAUCUGCCAUAUGCACUUGGUGGUGGUUAUGUCGUUUCUCGCAAUAUCAUUGAUUUUAUUGCCAAAAAUGCAGAUUAUUUAAGUUCGUAUCGAUCAGAGGAUAUAUCUAUGGGUGUUUGGACAGCUCCAUUAGAUGGAAUCAACAGAGUCCAUGAUGUCAGAUUUGACACCGAAUGGAUUUCAAGAGGAUGCCUAAAUGAACUGUUAGUACGCCAUAAACAGACUACUCAAGAUAUGUUUCAAAUGUAUAAAUCUUUGGUAGACUCAAAAGGGGGAAACUUGUGUAAAAGUGAGGCCAUUGAAAGAGGAGCCUAUGAGUAUAAGUGGAAUUCACGUCCAAGUCAGUGUUGUAAUACACUUCAUCAUUUGUCUAGUAGGAAUAAAGAUAGUAUUCCAGGCAACAUGAAAACAUGAAAGAACUAGUAAAAUGUGAUUUCUUAGUAGGUAUGAAUUUACUGCAGAAGAUUUCAGAGUCUGAACAAAAAGGUAUAUUUUUGUACCAAUCCAGGUGAUGCUAGUAAAUAUUUAUUUAAUAAGCAAAAAUCAAUCUUAAAAUUAUUGACUAACUGCCAGAACAAUUAUUUAAAGAAAUCAUGUAGUUAUUAAUCCACCAUAGCCAUCCUAAGGGCAUAUUUAGACGGCACGAGAACUCGUAUACGAGUUUUAUUACAUUGCGGUAUUUGAUGGCUGUGCAAAAUUGUAUGUAACCUCAAAAGCCCGCAAUGUAACUAAAAUCGCAUGCGAGUUCGC